Messenger RNA from Brassica oleracea var. oleracea, 1299 nucleotides. RefSeq lists its product as uncharacterized. The record is from RefSeq and is a predicted model, not a curated record. The transcript has 4 exons. Bases 1 to 1299 code for a protein of 432 amino acids. Lineage: Eukaryota; Viridiplantae; Streptophyta; Magnoliopsida; Brassicales; Brassicaceae.
AUGGCAACGAGCUCUGCCUCGGAUAUCAACAUGGUCAUCGAGGAAACCAGAAGGACUCCAUUUACAAACAAAAUCGCCAGCGUUAGACUGCAUCACGUUGGGAAGUUAAAAUUCCCCGAAUAUGCAGGAAACAUAGACCCAAAGUCCCACGUACGAGCUUUCCGUUUAGCAAUAUCGAGAGCACACCUCACCAACGACAAAAAAGAGGACGGUUACUGCCGCUUCUUCGCCGAGAACCUCACAAAGCUGCCCUCGAAUGUUUUCAUAGAGACAAGAGUUACCGAGGCAGAUCUUUGGAAUCUCAAACAAGCAACUUUCGAGCCGUUGAGAGUGGAAGAAGUGGCAGUACGAGCACCUAUCUCGUUAGAUGACGCCCUACACCGAGCCUCUUAUUUCACAACCCACGAAGAGGAGGUCACAGCUUUGAAAGAACAAUAUAGCGCGAACAAGAAUAACUCAACCAAAAAGCCUGCUACUCCUAAAGAGCCAACCACCAAAAAGCAACAUUCCUAUGCAAUAAAUAACUCGCCGCAAAAGUCUUCAACAUACUACCUCAACAAAUACUGCGCCUUCCAUGAUCGCAAGGGCCACUCGACCAAAGAAUGUCGAGCUGCACUUCGCAGUCAAAACGAAAAUAAGAAAACUAUUGAAGAAGCCGGAGAGGAAGAAGAAGAGCCAGUGACUCCAAAAUCCAACCGAAAGGCCAAAGUCUCAACAAACAAAAGCGACAGGGAGAUCGAGCAGGAAUCACCGAGCUCUCCACCACCAGCUCCGAAGAAAAGAGUUGUAAUGAUUUCGUGGGGGCCAAACAACAACGCAACUGACGAAAUCAAGAGCCAGACCAGAUCACUCCUCCUCCCAGUGUCACUCAAUUCAGAAAAAGACAGAAUGCAGACCCUUAAUCGCAAUCUGUCUGGGGGGCAGAGACACUACCGACCAGCACUGACUAAGAGAUGGAAUCUUUCGGCCCACGACAAAGGCAAAAAAUGGAUCGACUUCAUUUCCGGAGGUUCCAAGUUCUGCAAUUCGGUCAAUUCAAUCAAAGAGUACCAACAGAGAGCCGAAAACAACGUAGGAGUGAGAGAACCCCUAUCAGGUCUCGAUCAUAAAAUCACCUUCGACGAAAACGAGACCGCAAAUAUCGAUAAACCACAUGACGACGCUCUCGUGAUACGACUCGACGUCGGCGGCUGCGAACUAUCCCGAGUAAUGAUCGACACUGGAAGCUCGGCCGAUGUCCUCUUCUACGACGCGUUUAAAAGGAUGGGAUUCACCAAAGCACUCCUAAAGCAAGAGUGA